AUGGCUCACACAAAUCAGUCAGUGGUGUCUGAGUUUGUGCUUCUGGGACUCUCAGAUUCUUGGGGACUCCAGCUGUUCUUCUUUGCCAUCUUCUCCAUAGUGUAUGUGACCUCAGUGCUGGGCAACAUCAUGAUCAUCAUCAUCAUUUCCUCUGACUCCCGUUUGAACUCCCCCAUGUACUUCCUGCUCAGUAAUCUCUCUUUCAUUGACAUCUGUCAGUCUAACUUUGCCACCCCCAAGAUGCUUGUGGACUUUUUCAUCGAGCACAAGACUAUCUCCUUCCAUGGGUGCAUGGCUCAGAUAUUCCUUCUCCAUAGUUUUGUUGGGAGUGAGAUGAUGCUGCUUGUUGCUAUGGCAUAUGACAGAUUUAUAGCCAUCUGUAAGCCCCUUCACUACAGCACAAUUAUGACUCGGAGACUGUGUGUGAUUUUUGUGCUGAUUUCAUGGACUGUGGGCAUCCUGCACUCUGUGAGCCACCUGGUCUUUACAGUGGACCUGCCAUUCUGUGGCCCCAAUGAAGUAGACAGCUUCUUUUGUGACCUGCCCCUGGUGAUCGAGCUGGCUUGCAUGGAUACCUAUGAGAUGGACAUUCUGACACUGACUAACAGUGGCCUGAUAUCUCUGAGCUGCUUCCUGGCUUUAAUCGUUUCCUACACCAUCAUUCUGAUCACUGUUCGGAGAAGGUCCUCCAGUGGGUCAUCCAAGGCACUUUCUACACUAACUGCCCACAUCACAGUGGUGAUUCUUUUCUUUGGGCCUUGCAUUUACUUCUACAUAUGGCCCUUUAGCAGACUUUCUGUGGAUAAGUUCCUUUCUGUCUUCUACACUGUUUGCACACCCCUGUUGAAUCCCAUCAUCUACUCCCUAAGGAAUGAAGAUGUUAAAUCAGCUUUUCAAAAGCUGAGAAGCCGUCACGUCAGCUCCUGGAAAAAUUAG
Messenger RNA from Erinaceus europaeus (western European hedgehog), 936 nucleotides. RefSeq names its product olfactory receptor 4K1. The record is from RefSeq and is a predicted model, not a curated record. The transcript has a single exon. Bases 1 to 936 code for a protein of 311 amino acids. Gene Ontology annotation, cellular component: membrane. Gene Ontology annotation, molecular function: G protein-coupled receptor activity; olfactory receptor activity. Gene Ontology annotation, biological process: G protein-coupled receptor signaling pathway. Lineage: Eukaryota; Metazoa; Chordata; Mammalia; Eulipotyphla; Erinaceidae.